This is a messenger RNA of Erigeron canadensis, 1662 nucleotides long. RefSeq names its product AP-1 complex subunit mu-2. Gene Ontology annotation, cellular component: cytoplasmic vesicle; clathrin adaptor complex. Bases 198 to 1484 code for a protein of 428 amino acids. The record is from RefSeq and is a predicted model, not a curated record. The transcript is spliced from 11 exons. Gene Ontology annotation, biological process: vesicle-mediated transport; intracellular protein transport. NCBI's taxonomy places the organism in Eukaryota, Viridiplantae, Streptophyta, Magnoliopsida, Asterales, Asteraceae.
CCAUUUUUCAUGUCACAGAUCGCACCUCAUUAAAAAGCCCCUCCUAAACAAUCUUCAAAAUUCCACUUCAUUUCCAAUUUCAAAUUUUUUUUUAACCUCCUCCUAUUUUUUAUCAAAAUCCAGAUCUCAAAUCUAUAUCUAUAUAUUUAUAUAUAAUCAUAUACGGAUCUGAUCUAUCGAAUUAGAGUAGUUAAUUAAUGGCAGGCGCGGCCUCAGCGCUAUUCCUACUGGAUAUAAAAGGCCGUGUUCUGGUUUGGCGUGAUUACCGUGGCGAUGUUUCUGCUGUUCAGGCCGAACGUUUCUUCACUAAACUUAUUGAAAAAGAGGGAGAUCAAGAAGCCCAAUACCCUGUCGUGUAUGAUAAUGGUGUGACCUAUAUGUUUGUACAACACAACAAUGUAUAUCUUAUGACUGCAUCGAGGCAGAACUGUAAUGCCGCUAGCCUUCUCCUGUUUCUACACCGUGUAGUUGAUGUAUUUAAGCAUUACUUUGAGGAGCUGGAGGAGGAAUCACUUAGAGAUAAUUUUGUUGUAGUGUAUGAGUUACUUGAUGAAAUGAUGGACUUUGGUUACCCUCAAUUCACUGAAGCGAAGAUUCUAAGUGAGUUCAUCAAGACCGAUGCUUACAGGAUGGAAGUUACACAGAGGCCUCCAAUGGCCGUCACAAAUGCCGUGUCUUGGCGUAGUGAAGGGAUACGAUACAAGAAGAACGAGGUCUUUUUGGAUGUCGUUGAGAGUGUCAAUAUACUUGUCAACAGUAACGGUCAAAUAGUUAGAUCAGAAGUUGUUGGGGCAUUGAAGAUGCGGACUUAUUUGAGUGGUAUGCCUGAGUGUAAGCUUGGACUGAAUGAUAGAGUAUUGUUGGAAGCACAAGGACGAUCUUCUAAGGGAAAAGCCAUUGACUUGGAUGACAUCAAGUUUCAUCAGUGUGUGCGCCUGGCUCGUUUUGAAAAUGAUCGCACAAUAUCUUUUGUACCUCCUGAUGGAGCUUUUGACCUCAUGACAUAUCGGCUUAGUACUCAGGUAAAACCUCUGAUAUGGGUGGAAGCUCAUAUCGAAAGGCAUUCUAGAAGCCGUAUGGAGAUAACGGUGAAAGCUCGUAGCCAGUUUAAGGAGCGUAGCACUGCAACAAAUGUUGAGAUUGAAUUGCCGGUGCCUGCUGAUGCUACCAAUCCAAAUGUUCGGACUUCUAUGGGAUCAGCUGCCUAUGCACCAGAAAGUGAUGCACUUAGCUGGAAAAUAAAAUCAUUUCCUGGUGGCAAGGAAUACAUGUUGAGAGCUGAGUUCAAACUUCCCAGUAUUACAGCCGAAGAAGCGGUUCCUGAGAGAAAAGCUCCUAUUCGUGUGAAGUUUGAGAUACCAUAUUUUACAGUUUCAGGAAUUCAAGUCCGUUAUCUAAAGAUCAUUGAAAAAAGCGGUUAUCAGGCUCUUCCAUGGGUGAGAUAUAUAACAAUGGCAGGCGAAUAUGAACUGAGGCUCAUUUGAAAUUUUAUUUCAAGCAAGUGUUUUGUAUUUAAAUCUGAAUGACUUCGGAUGAUAAACAAGUAUAUGUUCACAAUCUAAAUCAAUUGUUUGUCAAGAAAUUUCACUCCAACACGAAUUUUGUAUUUGUUUUGCACACUUAAUCGCAUGUACUAGCAAAGAAAGAUAUUUGUGAUGUUUA